UCAGACUGCGGCGUGUUUGCGUGAGCGGACUGUGAGGCUGUUGUUUCCCGCACAGAGGAGAGGAAGCGGCUGUGUGCAGGAUCGUGUGUGCAGCUGUUGGACAAAUUGACAUGAUGAUGGCAUCAGCUGGCUUCCAGUUGAAAGCGUGUGUGAUGGAUCUGUUUUCUUUCUGCACGGUGUUUCUGAAAGGCAGAGCUAACGUUGAAGCUAAUGAAAGCAGCUACCAUGUGACAACAUGAAUCAAGAGAAACUGGCAAAGCUUCAAGCCCAGGUGCGGAUAGGAGGAAAGGGCUCAGCGCGCAGGAAGAAGAAGGUGGUGCACAGAACCGCAACGGCAGACGACAAAAAGCUCCAGAGUUCACUGAAGAAGUUGGUUGUCAACAACAUAGCUGGAAUCGAGGAGGUGAACAUGAUCAAGGACGACGGGACUGUGAUCCACUUUAACAACCCCAAGGUCCAGGCGUCUCUGUCCGCCAACACGUUCGCCAUCACAGGCCACGCUGAGGCCAAGCAGCUCACAGAGAUGCUUCCCAGCAUCCUCAGUCAGCUGGGAGGGGACAGCCUCAGCAGCCUGCGGAAGCUGGCUGAACACUUCCCCCGGCAAGCUCUCGAUGGCAAACCUCCAAAACCAGAAGACAUUGAGGAAGAGGAUGAUGAGGUUCCAGAUCUGGUGGAGAACUUCGACGAAGCUUCAAAGGACGAGGCCAACUAGCGCGGAUGUUGAUGACCUCGUGGACUGGGCUGGACCAAGAAGAAGCAGAAACAUCUCUCUGCAUUUCACAUAUCAUCAACAAUCCCAGAGACUUUUCUACUUUACAGUGUCCCCAGCGAGUCAGGCUGGCGUGUGGAAAACCUGGCUCAAGUCUCACCACCUUAUUGUUAAUCACCGUGAAGAUAACAAGUUAUACGCAGAAGGUCUUAAAACAACUUUGUUUAUGGCAAAAUAAAUGUGACAAACAUUUUCUUUCA
Molecule: messenger RNA, 969 nt
Organism: Poeciliopsis prolifica (blackstripe livebearer)
Lineage: Eukaryota; Metazoa; Chordata; Actinopteri; Cyprinodontiformes; Poeciliidae
Gene: btf3l4
Product: basic transcription factor 3-like 4
Exons: 6
Coding region: 236-712 (158 amino acids)
Source: RefSeq, a predicted model, not a curated record